AAUGCACGCCCUAGUUGACGCUGUCGUUUUUGCCAUCCGAAAUCCUCACAGGUCAGAGCAGACGGCAAGGGUUUAUGCUUAACCCCCUAAUCUUCCACCUCCUACCAAGUUUCUCCAGUUACAACGGAAAUGCUCGUCUAUCGCUCUGCUUCAAUGCUCCAUUUCCACAAACUAUCGCCGCCGCCUAAAUUGCUCCUCUCGCGAUUGAAGCACUCCUGUUCAUACAUCUCUAGUUCUCCUCUAUCCUCCUUAUCUUCUCCAACUUCUUCGCUGAGAAUCCGCUUGUUUUGGCUCAAUCAGUCAAGCAGAAGAGGUAAUCGUUUUUCUACUGCCGCUGCGGCUGCUUUGUCGGAUAAGGUGGGAAAUGAUACGUUCUUCGCUGACGAAGGUGUUUCGUGGGCUUCUCUCGGUUUGUCUGAUCGGCUUUGUCGAGCUAUCUCUAAUGCCCGCAUCGAAAGACCAUCUCUAGUUCAGGCUGCCUGUAUACCCUCAAUACUUUCAGGAAAGGAUGUUGUUGUAGCAGCGGAAACUGGUAGUGGUAAAACGCAUACAUACCUGGUUCCCUUAAUUGACAAGUUAUGUAAUCCACUGGAUCAUCCCAAAGAAUCUGAUUCUGAUCAAGGAUUGGUGCCUUCCCAUAGACUUUCUCUAGUUCUUUGUCCAAAUGUGUUGUUGUGUGAACAAGUGGUUCGAAUGGCUAGCUAUCUUUGUGAUGAUAAUGGUGAACCACUUCUCAAAGUCACAGCUGUCUGUGGCAGACAGGGAUGGCCAGUUGAUCAACCUGAUAUUGUUGUUUCUACACCGGCUGCUCUUCUUAAUUAUAUUGACCCAAAAAAACAGCGAAAAUUGAAUUUUGUUCGUGGCGUGAAAUAUGUGGUCUUCGAUGAAGCAGACAUGCUUCUCUGUGGGAGCUUCCAAAAUCAGGUUAUCCGUCUAAUAAACAUGCUCCGUUUUGAUGAGAAGCAGUUGUCUCAACUAAGUAAAUCUGCAGCUGAUUCUCCAAGAGAGUUUUUUUCAGAGGAUGAUAAGCCCCAAAAUGAAUCUACCUUCGAAGAAAAUGAAGACUUUGAAGAUGAUAAUGAAGCUGAGGACUUAGAAGAGGGAGGUGAAGCUGGGUCCAUCAGCAGAAAAGACUGGAGGAGAGUGAGAAAAGAUUAUGUACGCAGUAAACAAUACAUUUUUGUUGCAGCCACCCUUCCAGUUAAUGGGAAAAAGACUGCCGGAGCACUGUUGAAACAUAUGUUUCCAGAUGCCAAUUGGAUUAGUGGAAACUAUCUUCAUCGUCACAACCCCAGAUUGCAACAGAGGUGGGUUGAAGUUACAGUUGAUACCCAGGUGGAUAAACUUAUAGAUGCUGUGAACCAAGGAUCUAGAUCUGGUGUUGAUGUUAGUCGAACUAUGAUUUUUGCAAACACUGUUGAUGCUGUUGAAGCAGUUGCUAAAAUAUUGGAGAGAGCGGGGACUGAAUGCUAUCGGUACCAUAAAGACACUUCUUUGGAGGAACGUGCAAAGACUUUAGUUGAUUUCCGAGAAAAAGGUGGAAUUUUUGUCUGCACUGAUGCUGCUGCACGUGGAGUAGAUGUUCCAAAUGUGUCACAUGUUAUCCAGGCCGACUUUGCCACAUCUGCUGUAGAUUUCUUGCAUAGGAUUGGCCGCACUGCUCGAGCUGGUCAAUAUGGGCUUGUCACUAGUCUGUAUACUGAAUCCAAUCGUAAUCUUGUUGAUGCAAUUCGUCAAGCGAAGAAACUGGGUCAGCCUGUGGAGUCAGCCUUCAGCAGAAAAAGGAGCUUCAGAAACAAACUUAAGAAGAGAGCAGGUUCCAGUGAAGUCAGAGAUGCAUCAGCCAACGAAAUGGUGAGGGUAUAAGGAACUUGGUACAUAAAAAGCUUAUGAUCAUUGGUCUGCUGAAUUGUUAGUUUUGACUCUCAUAAUGUACAUGUAAAUUUUGUUGUAUAACAUUGAUAAUUGAAUUUUCUCUCCUAAAUCUGGGCAUAUCCCCAUCACUUCUGGUGCAAAAACAUUCCCUCUGAUCAGCGUAUUUUUGCCUUUUUUGUUGGGGGGGGGGGGGUGUGGGUGGGAAGAAAACACUACUCAUGACCAGUCUAUUGUUGCCAAUUCUCAAAUUGCUGCUAUACAGUUUUUGAAUCACUGGCCCGAUGGCAUCUUUAGAUCAAACCAAUCAGUGUGUUAGCCGGCCCUGUAAUUACGUUACCGUAGUAGAUUAAAGUCUUGAACAGCCGUGUGGAAGGAAUAAUGGCUGUGAAAUUCGUGGGUCUUGAAGCAAACACUUAGUUCUUCUAUUUGGGAUGAUGUUCUCAAGGUAAUGAAUAGUGGAAAAUUUGAUUUGUUAGGGUAUUCAGAUGUGAAAAUGUACGUUUUAGUGUAUAGUUGCUUUGAAUUUGGCGAGCAAUACGGAGUUUUCCUAUUCUCUUUUUAUUUUCGGGCAUUAAAUUAAUGAAUGAUUUUGGUA
This is a messenger RNA of Manihot esculenta (cassava), 2470 nucleotides long. Its product is annotated as DEAD-box ATP-dependent RNA helicase 22. Gene Ontology annotation, cellular component: chloroplast. Gene Ontology annotation, molecular function: ATP binding; RNA helicase activity; RNA binding. The record is from RefSeq and is a predicted model, not a curated record. NCBI's taxonomy places the organism in Eukaryota, Viridiplantae, Streptophyta, Magnoliopsida, Malpighiales, Euphorbiaceae. The transcript has 8 exons. The coding region runs from base 130 to 1866 and encodes 578 amino acids.